This is a messenger RNA of Prorocentrum cordatum, 636 nucleotides long. The record is from the annotation of a GenBank genome assembly. Lineage: Eukaryota; Dinophyceae; Prorocentrales; Prorocentraceae.
AGUAGUGCUGCUGUUGCGGCUCAGGUGCGAAGCUCCGGUACCCCCCCUCCCAUUGAACUGACAGCAUGGGGUUUCCAGAGUACGGUUCGAACGCGUACAACAAGAAGAUAAUCCGCAACCGAGGGUACAAGGAGAAAGCCAAGCAGGAGAAGUACAGCAAAAAGCCCGUUGUCAAGUUCUUGGUUGAUACUCACCUGAAGUUCACACAGACGAAGCUAGACGCCAAGACACGCAAGUGCAACAAGCUGAUGCGCGACCUGCAGACGGCGAAUUCCACAAUCAAGCAAAUGGAAGCAGCAGGGAAAAAGAAGGAUAAGCGCAUCACAGAAUUAGAAGAGAAGAACACGGAGUAUGAGGAGUGGGGUUAUUUGUUGAAGAACGAGUGCCAGGAGACCAAAAAGGAACGCAACAAGCUCGAACGGCAGAAGCAGAACAUUGAGAGCGAGCACAUCAACUUCGUCGACAAACACGGGCGGCUGAUGGCCACCUUCGCCGACCGCGUGUCUCCCAAAUUCUUGAAGACCAUUUGCAAAUGGGAGCAGAAGCCUCCCAAGCGCCUGCCGUGGUGCGCUGUCGGCAUGUGCUAGACCAUGUGCACACUAGGCGAACGAGAGCAAUUCAAUUUGAAUCCGGAGC